CUUUACAUCUCUCGCAAUAAAAUUCAUGAGAAAAACAACCAUUCGCACCAAGAAAACCAACAAACAAGAAGAAGGAAGGAUCAAUAGGAACAAAGAAUGAAGUUGUUGAGAAGGGCUUCCGGAGCGUUAAAAGAUCGAAGCAGUCUCCUCAAGGCGAGUUUGACCGUUCGAUCCACGCUCCGGAAUCCAGAUAUUGGGGUGGCAGUCAUUAAGGCCACCACCCAUGAUGAAUCAUGCGUUAAUUACCGUAGCAAUCAACGCGUGUUUGCUUGGGUCAGAAUUUCGGAUGAUCACCUGUGCCUUGUUUUGUGGGCCAUCUCGGAUCGGAUGGGGAGGACCCGAACCUGGGCGGUGGCCUUGAAGGGUCUCAUGCUUUUGCAUGGAGUUUUCUGUUGCAAGGUUCCCGGGAUUCAACAGAUCGGACGGUUACCAUUCGAUCUGUUGAAUUUCGAAGAUAAACAUGGAAAGCGCAGAAAGAUGUCGGGUCUGAACGAGUUUAUCUGCGCUUACUAUGUUUUUCUGGAUCAGAAAUCGUCGUUUAUAUUCCUCCAUUCGCAGGAACAGAGAGAACGAAGGGUCAAGAGACAAUUGGAGUUAUUGGCUGGAAACGAAACAAGUGAUGAACAGAAAGAGAAGUCGAUGAUCCAAGAUCUUAUUUGGUUACAGAAACUCCAAGGUUUGCUCGACACGUUGCUCCAGAUACGACCGAAAUCGAUCCAAAUGGUGAACACGCUCGUUCUCGAAGCCAUGGACUGCAUAGUGGUUGAGAUUUACGAUAUCUUCAGCCGUAUUUGCAACGGGAUCGCAAGCGUUCUGGUGAAAGUUUACUCUGCAGAGAAAAACGAAGCCGAAAUGGCCUUCUCCAUUCUGCAGAAAGCAAAAGUUCAACACGAAGAACUCUUGUUCUAUUUCGAGUUCUGCAGGGAAAUCGGGGCCGUUAACGCCUCCGAAUCUCCCAAAAUGGAACAAAUUCCCAAAGAAGGCAUCCAAGAACUCGAGCACAUAAUAAAUGGAGAAUCAGAGCAAUCCAAAACCGACAGAUCUCCAAAAGAAGAGGAGAAAUCCAUCAUUGUUGUGGAGUAUCAGAAAUCGAACAAAAAUCAUAGUCGCAAGAACUCAGUAUCAAGUUCGAAAACUGUAAUUACCGAUGAUUGGGAGCUUUUCGACGAAGAACAAAAGAAAUCGUAUCAGAAUAUUGAGCUUAUCGAUCUGGUUUCUGCAUCUGCGAAGAACAACGCCAGUGUAGAUCAUUUGGUGCGACGAAAAAUAGUUGAAGUACCCGAUCUGAUAGUUUUCUGACUCCUCGCUCGGAUUAGCAUCUUUAGAUCCAGAAGAACAUUAGCAAAUUUAGAAGUUUUUCAUUCGUCUGUACGUGAAAUUGAUUAUAAAUCCUAAAUGCUUUUCAUCUGAAAAUUGCAUCGAAUCAAAACCAACUUUGAGCUAGGAAGGGAAUCCAAUAAGAUGGUUGAUUUUUCUCAAAAUCCAGAGUAAUCAUGGGAACAAAGAAGGGAAAUUAAGAAAAACAUACAUAAAGAAAUGUGCGUUUAGCGUCUAUAUGUGUACCAUUCUUAUGAUUCCUUUCCAAUCGAUCUCCAA
Molecule: messenger RNA, 1596 nt
Organism: Cynara cardunculus var. scolymus (artichoke)
Lineage: Eukaryota; Viridiplantae; Streptophyta; Magnoliopsida; Asterales; Asteraceae
Product: putative clathrin assembly protein At1g25240
Exons: 1
Coding region: 97-1299 (400 amino acids)
Biological process (GO): clathrin coat assembly; vesicle budding from membrane; clathrin-dependent endocytosis
Cellular component (GO): clathrin-coated vesicle; clathrin-coated pit
Molecular function (GO): clathrin heavy chain binding; SNARE binding; 1-phosphatidylinositol binding
Source: RefSeq, a predicted model, not a curated record